Emiliania huxleyi CCMP1516 is the source of this 597-nucleotide messenger RNA. RefSeq lists its product as hypothetical. Lineage: Eukaryota; Haptophyta; Isochrysidales; Noelaerhabdaceae. The coding region runs from base 1 to 597 and encodes 198 amino acids. The transcript has 3 exons. The record is from RefSeq and is a predicted model, not a curated record.
AUGACGCUGCAGGAGUUUUCGGACCUCGACCAACGAGUCUUUGCGCGCGUCUCGGCGCGCGCGGCUCAGCCGGCGCCGCUUUCGAGGUUGGAGGAGCUGGGAGACGAGAUACGGGUCGAGGGGGCUCGUGUGCGGGCGCUCGAGUUCAAGGCAAAGGAGGCUUUUCUGGCGCGGAGCGGACUUAGCGGCCAGGCGUUGGAGGCCGAGGAGAUGCGGUUGAUGCGGCUGAGGGAGGGGGCGAGCCUGCUCCGCAGGACGCCUGCCACGGCCACGCCCCUCGGGGCGAAGAAGGCGGGCAAGCGUGCCGCGGAGGCGGAGCGCAGGGCGAUUGCGCUUGAGAAGGAGGUGUGGGCACCCCCGCGACUGUGCCUCUUUUGGUACCGUGGCGUACCUGUGUCGUACCUGUGUGCUCCGCGCGACGCCGAGCUGAUCGGCUUGCUGCAGACGGCGAUGGCGGCGGCGCCGGCGCUGCCUCCGAACGCCUUUGGCAAGGUGUUCAGCUCGCAGGUGCAGGACAUGCUGGUGGCCGUCUACCUUGCCAACCUGACCCGCGCGCAGCUCGCCCUCGCCGAGAAGCUCCAGGCGGUCGCGAUCUAA